Paramuricea clavata is the source of this 18806-nucleotide messenger RNA. The record is from the annotation of a GenBank genome assembly. Lineage: Eukaryota; Metazoa; Cnidaria; Anthozoa; Malacalcyonacea; Plexauridae.
AUUCUCACAAAUGUGUAUAUACUUUAUUUCUCAGGGUGAUUUAGAAGAGCGAAAGCCAUGGUGGAAAGCAAAUUUCUUUGUGACAGAACCGGUGUUGUUUGGAACAUGGGAUGGUUAGAACAUUUAUAAUCUUGAGAAAAUAUCAUGAUGACAUCCUCGACAUCCUCUUUUACACAGUGUAGCUUCAAAUGUUUCUCUGUAUUUUGUUAAUUCCAGCUUCAUAAUGUCUCUGAUGAGCAGCUCGUUCAUCUCUUUCCACAAGUCCACACAAUCUGAGUCUUGUUUCCCUCGCCUUCACUGCAAUGUCUACCAUCCCACAUCAUCAGAUCUCUUCAUUCCAUAAUGUCUCAGAUGACUAGCUCACCUUCAUCUCUUCUUAUUACGUGUCCAUACCAUCUCAACCUUGCUUCCCUGACCUUCUCUGCAAUGUCUACCACCCCACAUCUUCUGAUCUCUUUAUUCCAUAAUAUCUCUGACCCGCUCUCCUUCAUCUCCUCUUAUUACAAAUCCACACCAUCACAGCCUUGCUUUCCUCACCUUCUCUGCAAUGUCUACCACCCCACAUCGUCUUCUGAUCUCUUCAUUCCAUAAUGUCUUUUUAUAAUAUAUUUAUUACAGGUGUAUUUACUUCAUGUAUGCUAAAUAUAUUUGGUGUUGUGAUAUUUCUUCGUACUGGAUGGACUGUGGUAAGAUCACAUUGUUGUAAAAUAUUUUUAAAAUACCUGCAAAAAUUCUUCAACGUUCAGUUGAGUAACGGCCGAUCAACGGACAAUGACCGGCCAAAAAUGCCUCUCGAGUGGUCACUUUUUUACCUCACCGGUCAUUUUGACCAUUUUCAUGCCUUCCAUCGUGAUUGCUGACGUUUUUAAUUAAAACAUGAAACUAUGAUGUAUCGCAACAAGUUUCUAAUAGUUUGUUUCGCUGUUAGUGGAAGCGUAUCAAUGACCGGUCAAACAAAUUUUGACCCAGCUAAAAUCAAGUUGACCGGAGACCUAUAUCUCCCGUUAUUUUGAGCCCUGAUUAGUUCUAUUAUUAGGCCAAAUAAAAAUAAUAUUAUUUCAGGUUUCCGACCGACCUGUCAAAAAUAUGACCGACCAUAAACAUUUUAUUGAUAUUUCCCAGUAGAGAUUAUCUAUUCGUAAAUACCAGAAUAUUUUUAUAGUCAUCAGACUCAUUUGUCUACAAAUUAUUUUGUUUGCUUAUAAUUUAAUCAUUAUCUAGUAAUGUUAAUCAUAGUUUUACACAAAGAACAGUUGAAUAAAAUAUUAAAAACGCACAUUAUUCUGACAUGGCAGCUACGGCUGAAAAAAAGACGAAAGGGUCUUGAUGCGUUUGUUUCUCGCGAAACACAUAUAGCUCGCGGGUGAUCCCGCGUGGCACGUUUUAUCACGCGUGACAGUUACUCAUAAACAAUGGCGGCGCGAGAAACGCUUGAACUUGAUGAAAAAAGUCCAGCAUCGCUGAUUGUUUUCGUUGUUUCGAAGAGUUUAAUGAGUUUUAACUUACAUUUAUUGCAUACUUGAGAUAAAAUUUUUUUUUUAAAUAAAAUGUUUUUUCUGACUUACCUACCCAUAUAAAACAUGGCUGUGAAACCUGAAACCAACUAUUAUUUUUAUUUGGCCUUAGUAAAAAAAAACACCUCAAAUUUGCCAGGCAAAUCACAAUAAGUAGUAUGUAAACGCACCUAUAAAUUUUGUUAUAUGAAUAGUUAAGAGACUUAUGCAUAUAUCCAUGCUCUGUGCAUGAUUCUAAGAAACUUUGGUUACCAAAUUUUUAGGGUAAUGCUGGAAUUGCUUUAUCGCUGUUCAUUGUUCUGUUGACGUUGUUAAUCUCGCUGAUCCCCGUGCUAUCUGCUAUCGGAAUUAUCGAUCAUAUUGAUCAUAUCGAAAGCGGUGGUAUCUAUUUUGUUCUUACGCAUAUUCUUGGCGCAAGAAUUGGAGCUACGGUUGGAAUAUUGUAUUGCUUUGGCCAGGUAAGAGGAGUGUGUUGGAGUUCAAAGAAAGAAAACAGAUACUGUGCGGAGUUUAUUCAGUUUGUGAUGAAUUGCUCUACUUCUAUUGGUCCCAGAAAUUUUUCUGGAUCUACAUUUUUGCCGAAAUUUUCAGACAUUUCUUAUGUUUGAUAGCUAAUUCCGAAAAUUACAAACAUGGUCCCCCCAAAGGGGACCUUUGCCCCCCCCCCCCUGAUUGUUGCAAAACUGUUGCCACGCUGUCGUUUUAGCCUGAUAUUUUUGUGUGUGUUUUGAUGUUAUGUACUCAGGUGAAUAUAAUGUUUUUGAUGUUACUCUGAGUGUAUACCCACACCGGACAGGCUGAAAAGUUAGCCUGACCACGAUGCGAAUCGAAACCGCGAAGUUGGUAUCGAAGGUUACUAGACUUAGUUCCGAAAUACCACACACUCGAACAGACUUGGCCUCGUAGCUCAGUUGGCAGAGCAUUGGACUAUUAUCCCAAAGGUCGCGGGUUCGAUUCCCACGUUUUUAGCCUGUCGCAACUGUCGUCGAGAUAGAACUCGAGUCUAUCUCGAUGACACUGUUGUAACUGUCGUGAACUGUUGCCAGGACUUUUUUAUGUUUCCAUUUGGUCGUGAACACUACUUUGACGACAGUUACAACACGUUACACGUUCGCGACAGUUACGACCAUAUUGAAACCAUAUGACUUUUAAAGACAUAUUCACACAACAACACUAUAAGACCGUCACAAACGACAGAAGUUUUAUCCCAAUAACAGCAGUGUGUUUAGCCCGGCUAGCUGAGCUGAUAUUCCUGCCAGGGAUCUACAGACCCAUUGCACAUGACGUCACAGCGCCGGUGACGAUGCAUCUGGAGGACAAAUUAUCAAUCUACGCAUAAUAUAACUUUUGUAAACAAAGCAAAUUUUGUAAAAGUUUAUAAUAAUUUUGUAUUAAAAUGGUCCAUUUUUGCGCUGUAUGUGGUUGUUGUACCCACACAGAUAUUGUUAGGGAGCAUCUGGAGGACACUCUAGGGAUUUGUGACGUCAGUGCAAUGGGUCUAUAGGUCACAGCUGUUCCUGGUUAGGUCUAAUAAAUGUAUAUAAAUUUCCACUCGAUAAUUUCCAUCUACAAUACCCUUCAACUAUUUAUUGAAUCGAAUGAGAUACCAACAAAUUCUUAAUAUGAACAGACCCUAACAGCUUGCACAAUCACAGCAAACAAUGUGCAAACGUUGAAAACAUUUCUUUCGUCUUUUCGUUAUAGGCUGCGAGUAUUUCUUUAUUUUCGUCCGGGUUUGGUGAAUCUUUGGCCGAGACUACAAGCUGGGACAAUCAUUGGGCUGCAAGGACGAUAGCUCUGAUUGCCGCCCUAACGAUAUUAGGGAUAAUUUUAGCCGGAGUCAAAUGGGUCGUGAAAUUACAACUGUUGCUUCUGGCUGUUCUCGUUAUCUCUGUAUUGGACUUUGUUGUUGGGACGUUCGCUCAUACUGACUUAGGUGGGUGGUUAGAUCGAUGUGAUGCGAGGCAACAUUCUGGCUUGUGAAAAUGAUUUUUCCAAAGCCGUAUUUCAUACUUAUAGAAGUGCGCUAUUUUAAGUUUUAAGUGUGGUCAUUCAAUCAUGUACCCAAGUAUAUGUGUAUCUGUGCCAAGUUGCUGUUGCUGUUGUUGUUGUUGCUCCUGCUGUUGUUGCUUUUGCAGUUGUUGUUGCUGUUGUUGCUCCUGCUGUUGUUGUUGUUGCUGUUGUUGCUGUUGCUGUUGCUGUUGUUGUUGUUGCUGUUGUUGCUGUUGUUGUUGCUGUUGUUGUUGUUGCUGUUGUUGCUGUUGCUGUUGUUGCUGUUGCUGUUGUUGCUGUUGCUGCUGUUGUUGUUGCUUUUGCAGUUGUUGUUGCUGUUGUUGCUCCUGCUGUUGUUGUUGUUGCUGUUGUUGCUGUUGCUGUUGCUGUUGUUGCUGUUGCUGUUGCUGCUGUUGUUGUUGCUUUUGCAGUUGUUGUUGCUGUUGUUGCUCCUGCUGUUGCUGUUGUUGUUGUUGCUGUUGCUGCUGUUGUUGUUGUUGCUUUUGCAGUUGUUGUUGCUGUUGUUGCUCCUGCUGUUGUUGCUGCUGUUGUUGUUGUCGCCGUUGUUGUUGUUGUUGUUGUUGUUGUUGUUGUUGUUGUUGUUGUUGUUGUUGUUGUUGUUGUUGUUGUUGUUGUUGCUGUUGCUGCUGUCGUUGCCGUUGUUGCUGAUGUACUUUAAAUAUAGUAGUUUGGCACUAAUUGUUAUCUACGUUAUUUAGCAAAUGGUUUAACUGGUUACAAAGAAGAAAAUAUGGUGAAGAAUAUCAACCCCAAGUUUUCCGAAGGCCAAUCAUUCUUUACAGUAUUCGGCGUGUUCUUCUCUACUGCCACUGGAAUUAUGGCGGGAAUUAACAUGAGCGGUGAUCUAAAAAAUCCUGGUGAAAAUAUUCCUACAGGAACGUUGGCUGCUCUUGGUGUAAGGUAAACUAACAGAAACUAACUUUACUUAAGAUUGAUGCAGUUUUCAGUUGUUUUCCCUAGACGUCCAAAAAGGGUAAUCUCUUAUAAUUGAUCCAGUGUUACUAUAUGCAGGAGAAAACCUAAACUGAAGUAACUUUAUUGAAAAGGAUAGCUCUAUCAGUUCCAACUGUUCUUCCUAGAGGUUCAGUUUAGAAUGGAUCCAGUGUUACUUCAUUUUAAACCAGGGUUCGUACAAAACUUGAAAAUCAAAGUUGUUGGAACAGCAUUGUCACAACUUCUUAUCAAGCUUGCUACAAACCUGUUGAGGAGACAUCUUGUUGACAAGUUAUCGGAACAGCAUUGUCACAAUUUGUCAACAAGCUUGCUACAAGCCUGUUGAGGAGACAUCUUGUUGACAAGUUGUUGAAACAGCAUGAUCACAACUUGUUAACAUGCUUGCUACAAGGCUGUCGAGGAGACAUCUUGUUGACAAGUUGUUGGAACAGCAUUGUCACAACUUGUUAAUAAGCUUGCUGCAAGCCUGUUGAGAAACAUCUUGUUGACAAGUUGUUGGAACAGCAUUGUCACAACUUGUUAACAAGUUUGCUACAAACCUAUUGCAAACCAUCUUGUUGACAAGUUGUUGGAACGACAUUGUCACAACUUGUUAACAAGUUUGCUACAAACCUAUUGCAAACCAUUGUCACAACUUGUUAACAAACCUAUUGCAAACCAUCUUGUUGACAAGUUGUUGGAACGACAUUGUCACAACUUGUUAACAAGUUUGCUACAAACCUAUUGCAAACCAUUGUCACAACUUGUUAACAAACCUAUUACAAACCAUCUUGUUGACAAGUUGUUGGAACGGCAUUGUCACAACUUGUUAACAAGUUUGCUACAAACCUAUUACAAACCAUCUUGUUGACAAGUUGUUGGAACGGCAUUGUCACAACUUGUUAACAAGUUUGCUACAAACCUAUUGCAAACCAUCUUGUUGACAAGUUGUUGGAACGACAUUGUCACAACUUGUUAACAAGUUUGCUACAAACCUAUUGCAAACCAUUGUCACAACUUGUUAACAAACCUAUUACAAACCAUCUUGUUGACAAGUUGUUGGAACGGCAUUGUCACAACUUGUUAACAAGUUUGCUACAAACCUAUUGCAAACCAUCUUGUUGACAAGUUGUUGGAACGACAUUGUCACAACUUGUUAACAAGUGUAACUUGCUACAAACCUAUUGCAAACCAUCUUGUUGACAAGUUGUUGGAACGGCAUUGUCACAACUUGUUAACAAGUUUGCUACAAACCUAUUGCAAACCAUUGUCACAACUUGUUAACAAACCUAUUACAAACCAUCUUGUUGACAAGUUGUUGGAACGGCAUUGUCACAACUUGUUAACAAGUUUGCUACAAACCUAUUGCAAACCAUCUUGUUGACAAGUUGUUGGAACGACAUUGUCACAACUUGUUAACAAGUUUGCUACAAACCUAUUGCAAACCAUCUUGUUGACAAGCUGUUGGAACAGCAUUGGCACAACUUGAUAACAAGCUUGCUACAAACGUGUUGAGGUGACAUCCUGUUGACAAGUUGCUGGAACAGCAUUGUCACAACUUGUUAACAAGUUUGCUACAAAGGUGUUGCGAAAAAUGUUGAAAUUAACUCUUCAUGAAUCAUGACCUAUGCGAACCCUGUUUAACUUGUUCAAAUCUAGAACUAUAGAGCGACCGUGUCUUGUUUUAUUUCUAGUGGUUUAUUGUAUAUGUUGUUUGCGUUGUUGCUUGGUGCUGUCUGUACAAGAGAAGCUUUGUUGAGUGACUAUAUGAUUGCUUCUAAGGUAAGUAAUAGGUUAGGAUUGCGUUUAUAGUUUAAUGUUAGGAGAAACAUUAAGAUAUUAAGGUCAGGCGAAACAAUAAUACAAUAUGGUAUUAAGGUCGGCGAAACAAUAAGAUAUACAUGAGACAGGGCCUCUUUGUAAAAUGUAAAUAAUAAUAAUGAUAAUCGAAGAAUAGUAGGCUCCUUGGGGGCAGGUCCCCCUUUUGCGGUAAAUUGGGGGCAGGUACCCCUUUUACAACAAUCCCUGUAUUUAAAUUGGUUUAGUAAGUGUGUAAAUGUAACUAUAGCCGUAUUUUGUCACAUUUCAGGUUGCUUUAGUUGGUGUUCUGUUUUUGUUUGGUCUGUAUAUAUCGUCUUUGUCUUCAUGUCUUGGAGCGCAGUAUGCCGCACCCAGGAUAAUUCAAUGUAUUGGUCGUGACAGUGUUAUUCCACUUAUUAAAGCUUUGGGGAAAGGCGUAAGUAUCUGCUCUAUAUAUUAAUUACUGGAGUGUCUUUAGUAAUGAGCUUCUAAAGUAAACUAAGUUACUAACUUUAUUUUGGAUAGCUCUAUCAGUUCUGAACUGGUCUUCCUUGAGGUUCAAUAAGAGAAUCUCUUAUUGAUCGAGUGUUAAUACAGCAGGAAACCUAAACUAAACUACAAGUAAACUAAACUAAUUUUAUUGAGCCGCUCUAUCAAUUCUAAACUGUUAUUCCUUGAGGUUCAGUAAGGAUCAUCUCGUAUUGAUCCAGUGUUAUUAUAGCAGGAAACCUAAACUGAACUAACUUCAUUUUUACUGGAUAGCUCUAUCAGUUCUAAGCAGUUCUUUCUAGAGGUCUAGUAAGAAUCAUCUCUUAUCGAUCCAAUGUUACUACAGGAGAAAACCUAAACUAAACUAACUUUAUUUAUAUUGGAUAGUUCUAUCAGUUCUAAACAGUUCUUCCUAGAAGUUCAGUAAGAAUCAUGUCUUAUCGAUCCAGUGUUAGUACAGGAGGAAACCUAACUCAACUAACUUUAUUCAUACUGGGUAACUCUAUCAGUUCUAAACUGUUCUUCCUAGAGUUUCAGUAAGAAUCCUCUCUUGUCGAUCCAGUGUUACUAACUUACUACAGGAGGAAACCUAAACUAAACUAACUUCGUCCUUUCGGCAAACUGUCCGUUCGACAAACUGUCCGUUUGGCAAAAUGUCCGUUCGGCAAAACAUCCGUCGGCAAAAUGUCCGUACGGCAAAAUGUCUUUCGGCAAAAUGUCUUUCGGCAAAAUGUCCGGGUACCUUAUACUGGAUAGCUCUGUCAGUUCUGAUGUUCUUUCUAGAGGUCAAGUUAGGACCAUCCCUUCUCGACCCAGUGUUACUACAGGAAGAAACCUAAACUAAACUAAUUUUAUUUAUACUCAAUAAGUAACAUGUACCUUUAAAUUAAUCUGUGCACAGACCUAAAUAUGCACAGCUUUUAGGGAAGGAUCAUUAUUUAUGGUGGUAGGGGUGGCACCGAAGAGAAAUGUUUUUCUUGGGAAAAAUUUUGCUGACCCAACCAUUAAAAAUUCAAAAAAUUUGAUUACCCAACCUCAAAUAUCAAUUAAAAAAUAAAUACCAUCCCUGGCCAAAAACUUUGCAAAAGGAUACCAUUCAGUUGUCACACAUGUCCUUCACCACUUCUGUGGUAUGAGUUUGAUAACGGCUUGUGAAAGUUUCUGCACUCUAAAGUUUCAUAUUGUCUGCACAUGCAGUUUCUUUGGAAACACCAUUUGCCCAACAAAUCGGAAAACGGUCAAGAUGGUGACUCUGAUCACAGUUUAUAGAAAUGCUCUGAUUGAUUCACAUAUUGUAUUGACAUAUCACUGUUGACAUUGCUUUUCAGUCUCCAAUAUUUGAGUGAGUCAUGCUUUGGAAAUGACAAUAUUUUUUUAUUACCCAACCCUUGAGUUGUUUUGUUUUUCAUUUACCUAACCUUUUACUCACUCAAAAUUUUGUUUACCCAACCCUUUCCUCUUCGGUGCCACCCCCCGCCAUAAAUAAUGACCGCUCCCUUACUAAAGGAUAUUUUUCUUUUAUCUUCUAAACAGCGUGGGGCAAACCAAGAACCAUACGCCGCUUCAAUAUUCGUCGGCCUGAUUGCUAUAAUUUUAAUUCUAAUCGGAAACGUGAACUCUCUCGCACCUGUCGUCACCAUGCCCUUUUUGAUGACGUACGCCGCGGUCAAUUAUGCCUACUUCAAACUGGUCAUGUGUAUGGACUUACAGAAACGACGAAAGUUAAUUGAAGAAGGCGUCCUGGUCGAUGAUACGCCAAAAAGUCCCAAGAACGAGGAAACCAGACUUGUUUCGAAGGCCGAAAUGAUGGACGGUCUGUUAGCGAAGGAUUAUGGGACGGGUAUUGAAAAUGGACAAAUCGUUGGGGGUAAUACGGUCCCGGAUGUAACUGAAAAAUCCGAUGUGGGUGAAAAAGAAAAUCUCGAUAAGGAUACUAAAGAGGAUAAUGUAGGAGUACCUGUUGAUAAUGGAGGAGUGACUGUUGAUAGUAUUGGGGUAACUGUUGAUAAUGUAGGGAUUUCUAUGGAUAAUUCAGAGGAUGAUGCAGGGAAUAAUACGAGUAUGAUUGUGGAUAAUAGAGGUAAUGAAGAUGGUGGUAAUCAAGGUGAUACGAAUACAGAUGUGGAUUAUUGUGAACUCGAUGUGGGAGAAGAAACGGAAUUGUAUAGUAAAGAAAAUGAGAAGGAAGAAAGCAAGAAAAAAAUUGGUAAGCAGAGUUUACUAGUAUGUUUUGCGCUUACUUACAUAACCUAUAGAUUCUAAUUUUGCUUUGCGCAUAUCAAUUGGUUGUUUGACUGUCGACUGUGAGACGAACUACUACUUUUGUCCAAAUUCCUCCAUAAUAUGUUUCCAGUAUAAAAACGACAUAAGCACUAACUUCUUUUCAUAUUUUGUCUUAGAUAAUUUAAAGCCAAAGCCUUGUUACCCCAAAUCACAUUUUACAGUAGAAAUCGAACAAAAGAGAUGGACAGUAUAUUCACAGCUUGUAAAUAGAUGGAUCUCGCUGGCGGGAGUAAGUACCCAAAAUAAUCAUCGUAAUUUGUAUUCUUCCAAAAAUUCGCUUCCUGCCAUAGCACAGUUUACACUAUCAAAGUCUCUGUGAUCACAGUAGGAAUUUUGUAUAUGUAGGUAAAUUCUACGUUUUGAAGGAUUUGUAAGAAAUGUUUGAAGGAACUGAGUCAGACUCAGUGUUUAACAUUAAGUCAGUUUGCCGUAGAAGUAUUUCUUGUUCACUUGUCAAGUUUUCCUUAGGCUUAGCGGCCAUACAUAGGAACAAAUUUUCCUUGUCCAACUAGCUGAACUCAUUUCAUUGCUAUUUUGGUUUUAAGAUUAAAUGUGGUUAAACGUAGAUUUAAGCGAAGUUAACGGCAUAUGUAUCUAGCAACGGGGAGCCCCUGACGUCACUUAGAACAGUUGAAUUCUCGCGCAUCCGUCACUUUGCUACAGCUUGGCUAGCCAGCUACAACUGCUCUUUCGCUCUGUUCCCCUUCGCCCUUUCCCCACCCUGGUUAAUGUUUGUUGAUACUUUAUUUUUGUUUUAAUUUUGUUUUUUGUUGUUUUGUUUUGGUUGUUUUGGUUUCUUUUUAUUUGUUUUUCUUUAUAGGAUACAAUAUAUAGACUACUAUAGAAUGCGUCCUUUUUUCCACUGAUCAUCAGUGUGACAGGUGCCGGAGGUCUGCCUUGGCAGAAUUAGGCAAACUCCUAUGCUACUAUAAUUAGCCUUAUUAUUACGUUUUUUGCUGUUUUGCCAUAGCUGUUUGCCAUUGCUGUUUGCCAGUUUUGCCAUUUGCCUGUUUGCCAUAAAUGUUUGCCAGUGUUUUGCCUAAUGUUUGCCAUUGCGGUCAUUUGCCCGACAAGACUAGAUCGCCGACUAGCCUUGGCCACCAACGGCAUCUACCUCCAAACUCAGAUACUCUGCCGUUAAAUGUGGUUUAAAAAAGUUGUCAAAGAGAAAUAUGUCGUAAUUGUUGUCGUUUUUCUUUCAGGCAUUCGCAAGUGUUUUUAUGAUGUUUUUAAUCCAUUGGGGUUAUGCUUUAGCGAACAUUUCAGCUGGAUUACUUAUUUAUAUUUAUAUUGGCCAGACAAAUCCUGGUGUAAUGAAAGGUUUGUAUUAGCAGAAGAACUAUAGGUCUAAGAUAACAAGAAAUUGCAACCCUAAUAAUUUAGAAAGACUAUCAGUUUCUCGCCUGCUUCAUCUAUUAAUCCAGUUUAUUUUCGGAUCAGUCAUCAGUGGCCUCCAUACUUAUUCCGUAUUGCAAAGGUAAUAAACCUAGCAUUUAUCCGCCAUUUUGUGUUAAGAUGGGGCAGCCAGUGUGACCAGGUUUUUUCAGGGGCAAUUACCACAUCCAGCUGCAUGAAAUUACUACAUUGGGUCAAAAAUUACCACGGUACCAUAUUUUUCCCAAAAAUGUUGACGAGGGAGGGGAGAGGGGGGUCAAAAAAAUUUUCCGGACAGCCACCAGUUAAAUUAAGGUUCAAGAAAAUUUUUUCCAACAAAUUCCUGUUGGGCAAACAUGGGCAAAACCUUUUUUUCACCAAAAUCUGUAAAAUUUAGGUCUGGACAAGUACCAAAAAUAGCUGACUUCAUUGACUUUUCUAGCAAUUUUCAGAUUAAUAACCACAAUUCCAAAAAUUACCGUAGUAAUUACAACAAAUUUCAAAUUACUACAAUCGUCCAAAAAUGACGAAAAAUUACCACGGUAGCACAGGAGCCCAAGCGUUGAUCUGUGUUAGUGUUGUCUGUUUUUCAGUUUAUUUAUUUUAGUGUCUUUAUAUUGCCUUUUAAUUGAAUUAUAACACUAAAUUACACUAAUAUGUCAUAUAAUAAUAAUACUCCUAUAGUCGAACAUACUAAUAUGUCAUAUAAUAAUAAUACUCCUAUAUUCGAACAUAUAAUAACAACAUAUAAGUUGAUUUGUAUUUGUAUGUUUUUCAGUUUAUUUAUUUAAGAUCUAUUAUUAGCUUAUAUAAAAGCACCGCCUUUCGAACCUGACAGCCCGUUCGCAGGAUACACGCGUUAUUUCGCAUUGAAAUAAGAAAUGUGACGUAUGUGCUUGUUAAAACGAAUUUUAGCUUGAAAUUCGGCUACAUGAUAUGUCUAAGGCUAAAGUACAUAGCCAUUGAAAAAUUUUGUGAAAUAAAAGCCCUAGAGUCUUAUAAAUUGCUAUAGUUUUUAAUAGCGACGUUUCGUAGCAUUAACCUAAAUUAUUUAAUUUUAAAUUUUAAACAUUGAAAUCGUUACGAUCGACACAAAUUGGCUUCUCACCUCGAGUUGUAUUCGAGUUUGUUUUCUUGUUUAUAUCAUUGAUUCCCAAAGGUUGACGGCGUUAUUCGACACGACACUCAUUGCAUAAUUAUUGGUCCACUCAAGUCGGGGCGUUCAUAAUACGACAAACUUUAAGAGUUUCAUCCCUUGUCACGUAUUUAUAUUGUUGCCGUCCCCUAUUUCAAAUCCCGCGCGUAUUUCAAAUCCCGCGGUGCUUUUAUAUAAGCUAAUAAUAGAUCUUAAAUAAAUAAACUGAAAAACAUACAAAUACAAAUCAACUUAUAUGUUGUUAUUAUAUGUUCGACUAUAGGAGUAUUAUUAUUAUAUGACAUAUUAGUGUAUUUAGUGUUAUAAUUCAAUUAAAAGGCAAUAUAAAGACACUAAAAUAAAUAAACUGAAAAAACAUACAACACUAACACAGAUCAACGCUUGGGCUCCCUGUGACGGUAGUAAUGAAAUUACCACAUCUGGUCACACUGGGGGCAGCCAGCCUUUGCAGGCCAGCCGCCGAAAACAGGAGAAAUUUAAAAGAAUAUAAACGUAUUCUCGAUAUUGUGAUAACGAAAAAUACCUUCCCUGCGUAUUUAUAUAACAAAUAUCUCUCCCAUGAUUGUGGGAUAUGAAAAUGAUUACGAGAAGUCGCUAACUGCGCAUGCGUGUAAUCUUUUAAUACUUGUUUCUACUAUAAGUAAGUGAUUGAUGAUGAUCAGAUCGUUGAUUUCUUGGUAAACUAUUAGAUCUUUUUCGUAGUUUGUCAAGGAGGUUUUCCGGCUUCGUUUUUGACAUUUGGGAAGUUUGAUCUAGUCAAUGAUCUUGCCUUCAAAAUUUGGGGCAGCCAGCCUUUGCAGACCAGCCACCUGAAACAGGAGAAAUUUAAAAGAAUAGAAACGAAUCUAUGUUAAUUAGAAGCAGACCUUCCCUGACCCUUUAUGAAAACUAUUUUGUUGUUUUGCUUGUGGGACUAUAGUUUAUAGGUGGGAGAGGUGCGCAUGCGCAUUUAAAUAUACUUUGGUAUAAUACCAUAUACUUAGAUAUAACACCAUAAAGCUGUAGCGUAUACCUGCCAUCUGUUUAUUAUAUAUGUCUUGUGUAUGUCAUAUGUAGCAUGUUCUUUGGCAAAGUUAAAUAAAUAAAUGUAUACUUAGAUAUCAUAUAUCAAUAAUACCAUAUACUUAGAUAUAAUACCAUAUAUACUUAGAUAUAAUACCAUAUGUAAGAGUUAUAAUACCAUUUAUUAUUUAUUGAAAAUAAUUCAAGAGUUUUGAUUGGCUAAGAGCUGUCGGUGAAAUCGUCAUUCCGCUCGGAAGCUGCCCAAAUUUGGAGUUAUGACAUAACCGUGGAAUAUUGAAAACAAGUAACCACGUUUGACGUAAUUUCGUGGUAUAUUGAAAAACAAGUGUAACACGCUAUGACGUCACGCUCAUUUAUGCGGCUUAUGCUUAAUCAUUCCUCAUAUCUCACUCGACCUCAAUAAUUGUUUAUUAUAUCUGAGUAUAUGGUGUUAUACCUAAAUAUAUUCAAAUGCGCAUGCGCAUCUCUCCCUAAAAAUUGUAGUCCCACAAGCAAAAGAACAAAAUAGUUUUCAUAAAGAGUACGGGAAGGUCUGCUUCUAAAUAAUUCGAGUAUAGACUAUCGAAAUCGGUUAAUUCUUUUAAAUUUCUCCUGUUUCAGGUGGCUGGCCUGCAAAGGCUGGCUGCCCCAAAUUUUGAAGGCAAGAUCACAGUAUAGGAAAACUACAGUAGGGCCACUUAGCGUGAAAAAGUGUCCACAUUGAUUACUGGCUGCCAACUGAAUUUACAUAUUGGCAGCCAGUAAAUGGCAGCAGUUCACUAUAAAAUUGUAUUACAGAGUAAUGAUUUUGGCCGCGUAAAGCACCUGGGACCUAGCUUAAAUAAUUCCCACUUUUCUCUCCCUACUGGUUGUCUCCCUAUACUGUGGCAAGAUCAUUGACCAGAUUGAACUUCUCUAAUGUCAGUGACUAGAGAAGUUAGAUCUAGUCAAUGAUUUCAUGUCAGAAACGAAGCCGAAAAACUUCCUGGGCAAACUAGGCUAGGGCUUCGUAAUCAUGCUUUGAAUAGGGAUGACGGUGCCUAUUCGCCAGAGGAAUACAUGCAUCUCAUUGGCAGGUGACGUCAUUUCUUGGGUAUUUAAGAAGCCACGAUUGCAAUUUUAGAUCACCCCUGAUGAAGACAGUAGACUGGAGUGUCGAAACGUUGGGUCUUGAUUACAAUUCGACUGGGCUUUGUAAUCACUUAUUUAAACCAGAGUAGCGAGCGCAACAUGAAGAUCAAAUAGUUUACCAAGAAAUCCAACAAUCUGAUGAUUACCUGUAUUUAUAUGUCAUAUGUAGCAUGUUCUUUGGCAAAAUUAAAUAAAUAAAUGUAUACUUCGAUAUAAUAUCAUAUAUAGUUAGAUAUAUAGUUAGAUAUAAGGGGAUAUUACACGGCGGCGCGAAGAUAUGACUUUUAUCUUCGAGUGGUGAAAACAAUAUUUUACAAACAAGCGCAGCGAGUGAGUAAAAUAUUGUUUUUAACACGAGAAGAUAAAAGACAUAUCUUCAAGCCACCGUGUAAUGUUCUGUUUAUUUUAUAGUCCCAAGCAAAAAAUUGUGAAAUUUCACGCUCAAAAACAAAUUGGAAAAAGUCACAUGAUCGAUAUCUUCACUAGUGAAGAUAUGGAAAAUAUCUCAUUGUGUAUUUUUCAGUAUCUCACUCUCUACUAUAUAAUAAAAUACCAUAUACAGGGUGUAUAAAAAAAGGUAAUCGAACUUCAGCGCGCUAUUGUAUCCGAAUUACUCUGCGUAUGAACGAGAUUUUAACACGUUCGGAAAGAUCAUGCUUUUAGCUGUUGAAUGAUAUCUUCUUUAUGCCAAAUGGAUAAAAAAUAAGCAAAUACGAAUCCGAUAAAAAAUGUUAGUUAGAGCCCGUUUACACGGUACCGGACGAAUUUGUGACCGGACGAAAAUUCGUCCGUUUCGGCCGUGUAAACACACGAGAACCACGGAACCGGACGAAUUUGAGACCCCCUAACAGGACGAAUUCGCGUGUAAACAGGAGAAAAAGGACGAAUUUUCGUCCGGUCCCAAAUUCGUCCGGUACCGUGUAAACGGGGUCUUAGAAUCGCAUAUUUUCACCGUUGAGAGUUGGGUCUAAAACCAUUGAAAAUUAACUCCCUUUAGUACUUAAGUUGGUGAAUUUCACUUCAUUAAACUACGCACAUAUUCAUAAUUAUUAUUAAAUAGGAAUAAAUCUUAGCUAAGCUACGACACGUUAGUGAUUAAUUGCUUUUUCUUUUGUUAUGCAUUGUUUUAAUUAGGCGCAGAGGUGAAAAUAUGCGAUUUUGACUAACAUUUUUGAUCGGCCUCGUGCAUGCUUAUUUUUUCUCCACUUGGUAUGAAAAGCAUGUCAUUCAAUAGCUAAAAGCCUGAUCUUUCCAAAUAUGAAAACCAAUUGUUCAUACGCCGAGUGAUUCACGUAUAAUAGCGCACUGAAGUUCGAUUACCUUCUUUUUUUUGAUACACCCUGUAUAUGGGUUUCUUUUUCAGACCGGUAUAAAGAAUGAUAUAUAACCAAUUCUUUUUUCAUCCUCCAGGUAUAGCGUAUGAUUUUAACUUCGCAAGAUGGGUGCAAUCUUUAUGGGAAAAGUUGAGAAGGUAUUUUGUGCAAACUUAAGACAAUUUAGCUUUUAAUAAUAUCUAACUUUGGUAAUUUGUAUAUAGUUUAAUUAUUUUGUUGGUAUAAUUUGUGGGGUUUUUUAAAUAUUGUAUUUAACAUGGCCCGUUGAAAAUCAGACUGUAAAUAUUAUACUGAAUAAAGAAUUUUUAUAGUCUAGUUAAUUUGAAAGAACUCUUACAACUAUAUAUUAAACUCUAUUACAGAUUGUUUAUAUCUUGCUUAGAGUAAGGCUUAGUUUUCAAAAUAUUUCGACUGAAAAAAGUGAGCUGUUCGCCAUCUGGAUUAUUGAAGAUAUGCAUGUUACGUCAAGAGAGGGGUCACGCUAAUUUAUUACCUUGGAAGUAAGCGAUCAAUAUGGGUCCAAAACUUUGUUUCUUGUCGCUGUGUGAAAUGAGAUGCAUAAUUAAAAACAUUUCAAACAAUUUUGGAUUGUUACUCGGUCAUUUUAGAGUAGUUUUAUAUGGUUAACCCAACUCCUGACGUCAUCAAAACCAUAGUUAAUUAAUUAAUGAGGUCAAGAAUUAGUCCAAGAUGGCGUACAGCUCAUUAAGUACUAGUUAAAACAUGGUCUUUAUCCGAUCUUUAUGUGAUUGUAUAUCUGAGUUAUCUGAUUGUACAUCGAGUUUGUAUAUCAGAUAAAGAUCGGAUGCCGAUGCGAAGGUUUAACGUGCUUAAAAAACGACUCAUCUUAUGAGUUCAUCAGCGAAGUAAUUUUAAAAAUAAACAUUGUCUAAGCCGAGCAAGUCAAAGCUGAAGUUUAUGUAAAUCAGGACAAAUCUUUAUCCGAUUUACAAAUAUUGAUUAAACAUUCAUUUCUUUUGUAUUUUCCUAAUGAAUUAUUAAUGAGUUUUUUUAAUUUCGGUCUAUAUAUUUCUAGAACGAUAAGCAAGAUAUGAUUUAAAUAAUUUUAGGGCUCUUUCGAAUGAGACAAACUAUUCAUUUUUUAUUGCCAAUGUCCUAUAAAGAUUAAAUGUUCAAUUUUGAUAUAGAACUCGGGGCUUGAUUUCUAACUAUAUACAAUUUUUUUCUAGGAGAUCGCCAAACCAACAUCGUGUUGUCAAAAUGGACACAAGCAUUCCGUACGAAAUAACGCUAUUUCAAGUGACUGAAGAAAAUCCUGACUUCUCGAACAGAGAACGCAGACACCAUUCCUCCGUAGUGAAAAUAAUCUCUCCUUAAAUCGUGAGUUUUACCUCGAUUCUGUGUAUAUACGAAUUUUAAUUAUUGACUUGUGUCAUUAAAGAUUAUAUUUAUUUUAUUUUAUUGAAGAAGUUGAGGCGUAUGAGAAAUUCUGUUUCUUUUUUAUUUGGCAUUUCUGCCUGCCAUUUCUCAUAUAUGGCCUGCUUUUGGCCGUUGGCAACCCCUUAAUUCGAGCCUUGUAUUUAUAAACGCAGUUUUAAGGUACGUUUACUGGUUUACACGCUGCGAUUUGUCGUGUUGGAUUCGUAUACGGGGCUUCGGUUGGCUUUUCGUUUGCUGAUUUGAAUAGAAUUCCUAACGAAACAUAUCGUGAUUACGAUUAAAGCAAUUUUGGGUGUGAAUUUGUUUGCUGACUUGAUUUUGCAUACGUAUUUAAGAUAUUUGAUGAAAACACUAGUGACUUUCAUCAAAUAUCUUAAUUACGUAUGCAGCUAAACUCUUGUGGUGAUGUGUCUUACGGUGUUUGACCGCGAUAUCCAAACAGCAUCUUGUGACGGAAUGCUUACAUGCUAUUGGUUUAAUUACUCAUGAAUUAUUAAUGAAUUUGAGAAGUAUAUCACAAUUGUUGUAAAGAUAAAAUAGUCUAGGCUAAGUAAGUAAUUAGCCAUUCCGAAGGGGCUAGGGACGAGUGUUAAAAAGUGCCCAAAUUAAGAAAUGAACUAAAUCACUAAAAAGACCACCUCAGAAUUAGUAAGUAUACAAAGUUUGAAGACGUUUACAUGAAUAUCCUUUGAAUAAUAAGCUUUCGAAAAUUUUGAAAUUACUGAUUAAAAGAUUGUUUUUGGGACGCGCGUCCCAAAAACAAAAAUUACAAUACAUUUCAUAGUAAAUAUCGCGAUUUUCAAAAGCUUAUUAUUCGAAGGAUAUUCAUGUAAACGUCUUCAAACUUUGUAUACUUACUAAUUUUGAGGUGGUCUUUUUAGUGAUUUGGUUCAUUUCUUAAUUUGGGCAAUUUUAACACUCGUCCCCAGUCCACUCAUCAACUUCGGAAUGGCUAAUGCUUACAUGCUAUUGGUUUAAUUACUCAUGAAUUAUUAAUGAAUUUCAGAAAUAAUAUCACAAUUGUUGUAGAGAUAAAAUAGUCUAGGCUAUGUAAGUAAUUAGGUAAGCGGACUUGAUCAUAUAGCAACAUGUAAAUUUGCACUAUAGAAAUAUUAAUUGUAAUCGUAUUCUGGCGUAUGUUUUGGAGUAAGCGCGCAUAAAGUAGCUGCAUUUCAAAUUUCGCUGUAAACUAAACGAAGAGGAAUUGUGGCAUCAUCAGUGAUUUUCACACGCCAGAAUACGAAUCGUAUACACGACAAAUCGCAGCGUGUAAACGUACCUUUGAGCCUGGUUCACGCUAGCAAUUCUGUCGACGAGUUUUCUCCUGGCAAAUGUGAUGGAAUGAAUGACAUGCAAAAGACUUGGAAUUGUUGACUUCUGAAAAGCGACUCUAUACUUUUGUGUGCGAGUUCACUCAUUUGCAUCUGUCAGAAACACAAAAUCGCCGACAAAAUAGCUUGUGUGAACCAGGCUUUAAAGGCUGGUUCACACUAGGAUAUUGUUAUACACUGAUCACAGUAGGAAUAUUGGAAAAGGAAGUUCUAAGUUUUGUAGGAUUUGUAAGAAAUCUUUCAGGAAACUGACUCAGUAUUUAAUGGCAGGUCAGUUUCCUCAAACAUUUCUUACAAAUCCAUCCCAAACUCAUUAAUAAUUCAUGAGUAAAUUAUAUUGCUUUAUUUUGCUCACAUGAUAAUACCGGAUUCCUGGUGAAGUAUAUUGAUCCAGUCCUAGGACUGGAUCAAAAUUAAUUCAGUCCUUGGACUGGCGGAUCAAAAUUGAUUCACCUCACUUUCAGUGGUGACUUAUUCAUAUGAGAUGUCAUUUCAAAUCCUCCAAUUCGGACUGGACUAGAUUUCAAGUCUACGCAUUUUGAUCCAGUCCUCGGCUUCACCUUGGACGUGAUCAAAUUGCGCGAACUUGAAAUCUAGUCCAGUCCUCAUAGUCGGAUUUGAAACAUUACUUCAAACUUACCGAUGCAAAAUUCCUACUCUGAUCACAGAAACUUUGAUAAGGCUUAAAGAGUCACAACCACAAUGCAUUCGUUUACGUCUUACCUUCGGAAGUGACAAAUAGCAACAAAUGACGAUUAUAAACAUUUCUUUGGUGCAAUUUUAGUAUAAAAAAGUUAAAAUAAGCAAAUAUAACCAUAGGAUGGUAGUAAUAUAUUAUGGAUUGAAAACCGAAACAUCUAUUAUUCCGCCAUUAAAAUGGCCGCCAAGCAGGUUUGGGCGCACAAUGCAUUGUGGUUGACAAUGACUCUUUAAGUGAGAGUGUUUUACUGGCAUUAGAUUUUAGUGUUUACAAAAAUACUUUUAUCUAGCAAGCUACCGGCUUGUAUGAAAGUUGUCCGUCGGGAUUUUUCACCAAAAGCACUUG